AGUUGGAGACCGAGAGCGAACCAGAGAGUGAGACACAGAGAGACAGAGACCACUGGAGAGGCACAGACAGAGGGGCGGCGGCGGCUCACACUCUCACACUCAGGCCCAGGUCCCGCCACAGCAGCGCCGUCACCGCCGGAGUGUCGUGUCGUGUCCCCUGGAGUCGACACCAUGAGUUUGAAAUCUUACCGGAGCCGUUUAUCCGGCACGAGAUGCUGCCUGUUCUGUGACGUCCGGAUCGGCACUAUCAUCCUCGGGACAGGAUACAUGGUGGUGAAUUUGCUGAUGGGCAUUUUACUGACUGUGGCAGUGACACACCCUGAAAGUGUACCCCCACUGGGGAUCCAAUAUGAAGUCAUUGGAAAUUACUAUUCUUCAGAGAGGGUUGCAGAAAAUGCUUGUGUUGGAUUUACCAUCUCACUUCUGAUGUUUACCAUUAGUGCCAUGUUAGUGUAUGGUGCAAUCACUUAUCGUGGACGCUGGCUGAUUCCAUUCUUCUGCUACCUAUUGUUUGACUUUGCCCUUUCCUGCCUUGUUGCCAUCAGUUCCCUCACCUAUGUGCCCAGGAUUAAGGACUACCUUGAGCAGUUGCCUGAUUUUCCUUAUAAAGAUGACUUACUUGCAUUGGACUCCAGUUGCCUCCUGCUGAUAGUUUUGCUUUCCUUCACUAUUCUGAUUACUAUCAAGGCUUAUUUUAUAAAUUGUGUGUGGAACUGCUACAAGUACAUCAACAAUAGGAACAUGCCUGAGAUUGCAGUGUAUCCAGCAUUUGAAACUCCUCCACAGUAUGUGCUGCCAACUUAUGAAAUGGCUGUGAAGAUGCCAGAAAAAGAUCCCCCACCUCCUUACAUGUCCAAUUGAACACCACACAAAGCAACAACAAAAUGAGCUUUCCUCAGCAAAUUCAAGCCUUGUUACCUUGCAUUUAAAGCUUUAGCUUUGUAAGAAGUAUUCUGUACUUGUAUAAAGUUUCAGAAUCUAAAUCUAGAAAAUUAUAUUUUGUAUGUAAACAUAUAAUUGAAGCUAAAGAGAAGCCUUGAAUAGUGAAGAUUUUUUUUUAGAAAAUCUUCCUGCCCUGUUCCUUGACUAGUUAAUAUUUUCAUUCUUUGUAGGUACAGAUUUUUUUCCAAUUGCUUUUUCAUUGUAAGAUGACCUGCUGGAAGCAUUUCUAUUUUUAUAUAUUUGCCUGACGAUGUUGCGAGAAAGCAAUGGUAGGUUAAAAUUGUUCUGCAUUUAACCCCAGGAGAAGAAACAUUUUGCGAUAGUACAGGGCAAGACCUGAUAUUCUCAAAAUAUUCUGACCCAAGGCAAAUUGUUAAAUACCUGCUUUCAACCGCUAGGGGUUCCAGUGAUCUUUUUAAAUUCUAAGAAAGCCAGCUGCUGAGACAUAAAUUGUAUACUACACCACAGUAGUUCCCUCCUUUUCACAGGACUAUCCAACUUUGCAUUCUAUUUUAAUGCAGACCCCACCAUAUUCUCUCUCCCAGACUGUUAGAGGUUUCAUCCCUUUGACUGGUGGUUAUUUUGUCCCUUGGGAAUAUGGAGAUAUACUGUUUGUGUGGAACAAAUACAUUAUUUUUGUGCACUUUUCCUUCUAAAGCCUUAUAUAUGUAAUGUAAUCCUUUUUGGAGGGGACAAAUUAAACCUUAUUUUGUAAUGUUUAUUCGAAAUUUUACUCCUACAUUAUAGUUGUACGGGUAUGAAGUUUCAUUUAAGGAUUCCAAGGAAAUGGCAUGCCGUACCUUUUGUGUUUUGUGAUUUUAAGUAUUAAUAAAUGUUUCAGUUUAUAAAGC
Molecule: messenger RNA, 1793 nt
Organism: Callorhinchus milii (elephant shark)
Lineage: Eukaryota; Metazoa; Chordata; Chondrichthyes; Chimaeriformes; Callorhinchidae
Gene: laptm4a
Product: lysosomal protein transmembrane 4 alpha
Cellular component (GO): lysosomal membrane
Source: RefSeq, marked provisional